Molecule: messenger RNA, 1652 nt
Organism: Salvia splendens (bonfire salvia)
Lineage: Eukaryota; Viridiplantae; Streptophyta; Magnoliopsida; Lamiales; Lamiaceae
Product: RING-H2 finger protein ATL47
Exons: 2
Coding region: 427-1392 (321 amino acids)
Molecular function (GO): ubiquitin protein ligase binding
Source: RefSeq, a predicted model, not a curated record
UGUCAUUACACCCAACCUUGUCUCCUCUCAAAUCUUGUUGCAAAUUUCAGUUCACACUCUAAACUCCAUUUUUAUCACACACUUGCACAAUAUGUGAGUAGUUUAUUUAUUUUUCUUUGCCAAUCCUGUUUUGACAUAUUUUCUCUGGCAGUCUUGAUAUUCUCAAAAAUAGUUCCAUUUAUUACCAACCCUAUAAAUCCCUGUGUGGAUUGAAUGUUCAUAAUUUCUGUCAGCUUAAAUCAGUUUAGUUUGCCUGCAAGUUCAGAUUUUUAUUCUCUCUCUUACUAUUACAGUUCUUGAAUUAUUUUACCAAUGUGCUUUUUGACAUGAUAUAUGCAGUUCAGUAUACAUCCUUGCUAGAAGGGAAAUUUGUUCAAGUUUUUCUUGAAUUCUGAAUAGCCCUCAUAUUCAGUAGUUGUGUCAACAAUGGGCCCACUAGUUCUCCUAGUGAUAGUGAUUCUUGCAAUUGGCUUCUUCCUACUUGGAUUGCUACAGCUUGUGAUCAGGUUUGUGAUGAAGAGGCCAUCAUUUUCCUCAAUCUCACAUUCCAGCAGGCUCCCUGAUGCUGCUCCCCACACAUUCCAGAGGCAGCUGCAGCACCUUUUCCGUCUGCACGACUCCGGCCUCGAUCAGUCACUCAUCGAUGCUCUGCCAAUUUUCUACUACAAGGACAUCAUAGGAUUGAAGGAGCCAUUUGAUUGUGCUGUCUGCCUCUCUGAGUUGUCAUUUCUUGACAAGCUCAAGGUCCUGCCUAACUGCAGCCAUGCCUUCCACGUCCACUGCAUCGAAACAUGGCUGCUGUCGAACUCCACGUGCCCUCUGUGUCGAAGCCUAAUCGGAUUUGGGAAUUAUACGGAGAACCCCUUGUUCACUACUUGUGAUUUGGAUCACCAAUGGAGCAGCUUGUCUUUCCCUAGUGGCGCGUCUCCGGCCCACAAUGGGCCAGAGAUGAGCAAUGCUGGCACGGGCAGGACGCUCUCCAUUCGCCUUGGGAAGUUUAGGAGCACUAAUGAAGGGGUAGAGAGUGAAAUGAAGAUGCAAAAAGCGGUUACUAGCAGCAGCAUUGAUGCUAGGAGAUGUUAUUCUAUGGGUGCUUUUCAAUAUGUUGUUGGCGAUGCCAAUCUUCAAGUGGCGUUGCCUCAUGGCAGUGGCGUUGCAACGAGGGCUAAAGCGCGACUUGGGAGUGAUAAUGUGGAGGCGGAUGGGAAAAAGAUUGGUGUUAGGAGUAGAGGGGAUAGCUUCUCUGUAUCCAAGAUUUGGCUAUGGUCCAAGAAAGGCAAGCUCACUACUUCAUCACAAGGAAAUGAAAGUAUAGUAAUAUUACAAGUGGUUGGCUGUGUUGAAUGGAAUUUAAAAAUUGGCAUUUCUUUUAGAAAGAAAGUGAUAAAGUAAACAAGAAAGCAAUGCAUAGAGGAAAAAAGGGAAGGCGAGUGCUGAAAGCUGCGACUGGAAUUGGAUUCCCACUUGCAAACUGUAGUGUUAUUUGUGGAGUGAUUUUCAGACUUGAUUGAUCUUAUUGUAUUUAUAUUAUACACCUUCUUUGUACAAAAUAAACGGAGUAUAAACGGAGUCAACUAAUUUUCAUUGUUUUUUUUUUCUCCUCUAUAAAUGAGGAAAUUACAAAUAAUGUCAAGUUCGAAUUCAGCACCUCA